Vigna umbellata (rice bean) is the source of this 1129-nucleotide messenger RNA. NCBI's taxonomy places the organism in Eukaryota, Viridiplantae, Streptophyta, Magnoliopsida, Fabales, Fabaceae. The record is from RefSeq and is a predicted model, not a curated record.
AAUUGCAACACCUAUGAAGUAGCAACAGCUUGUGCCUUGGCUAUAGGAGCAGACAAGUUGAUAUGCCUUAUAGAUGGUCCAAUACUUGAUGAGAAUGGACGUUUAAUUCAUUUCUUGCCUCUUCAAGAAGCAGACAUGCUAAUUCGUAAACGGGCUGAGCAAAGUGAAGUAGCUGCUAACUAUGUCAAAGUUGUUGAUGAAGAAGGUUUCAACUCUCCUGAAUAUAACAAUUUUAAUGGAAUAGUCAAACCACCACCUAUUGGGCGUUUCACAGAAUGGCAUAAAAUAACCUUCCACAAUGGUGUUGGUUUUGAAAAUGGAAAUGGCUUAGAGUCCAGUGAGCAAGGUUUUGCCAUUGGAGGUCAAGAGCGGUUAAGUCGAAUGCAUGGUUACUUGUCAGAGUUGGCUGCUGCUGCUUUUGUUUGCAGAGGUGGUGUUCAAAGAGUUCACUUGCUGGAUGGAACUAUUAGUGGAGUUUUGUUGUUGGAAUUGUUUAAAAGAGACGGGAUGGGAACAAUGGUGGCUAGUGAUCUUUAUGAAGGCACUCGGACAGCAGAGGUGAAAGAUAUUUCUGGAAUAAAACAACUUAUUCAGCCUUUGGAGGUAUCUGGCAUAUUGGUUAAGCGGACUGAUGAUGAGCUCUUGCAAACAUUGGAUUCAUUCGUUGUUGUGGAAAGAGAAGGUCACAUAAUUGCUUGUGCUGCCCUUUUUCCUCACUUUGAGGAGAAGUGCGGGGAAGUUGCUUGCAUUGCAGUAUCUCCUGAUUGUCGUGGUCAAGGACAGGGUGACAAAAUGCUUGAUUAUAUGGAGAAGAAAGCAUCGUAUCUGGGACUGAAUAUGCUUUUCCUGCUAACUACACGCACAGCAGAUUGGUUUGUGAGGCGUGGAUUUUCAGAAUGUUCUAUUGAUUAUAUUCCUGAAAAGAAAAGGAGAAAGAUCAAUCUUUCUCGCAAUUCUAAGUAUUAUAUGAAGAAGCUUCUACCAAAUAAAAGUGGAAUUACUGUUGGUGUAAAAUCUGAUUCAAGUUAGCUCCUCUUUAUGCUGUCUUUUUUCUUAUUGAUUGGAUGCAAUAUAUUAGGUACUUUUAUAAACAUUCUUAUAACAAUAAGGAAUCUGGAUCAUCAGUGUA